Molecule: messenger RNA, 4288 nt
Organism: Oncorhynchus nerka (sockeye salmon)
Lineage: Eukaryota; Metazoa; Chordata; Actinopteri; Salmoniformes; Salmonidae
Exons: 16
Coding region: 1488-3992 (834 amino acids)
Biological process (GO): cytokine-mediated signaling pathway
Cellular component (GO): external side of plasma membrane; signaling receptor complex
Molecular function (GO): cytokine receptor activity; cytokine binding
Source: RefSeq, a predicted model, not a curated record
AAUAGCUGAUCCUACCAAGCAUGCUCAAGCUUAAGCUUCAAGAUACCAGACCAGCCAGCAAAAGAAUGGCCACACAGAAAAAUAUGUUUUAGCAAUUGAACAGAUCUACAGUAAGUAAGGGGACACCCAGCAGGUCAGUAUCUAUUAACCUCGUCCCGUGGCUCAAUUGCUAAGAGAGAGCCGGCUGGGUGGACAACAUUAGGUCUGUAUUGGUAUUAAUUGUAAGUACGUGAACAAUAUAGAACAGUUUAAUAACUCAACUUUCCACUUUGUGUGUAUAGUGUUCAUGCUCCAGUAGAUUACUGUCUAAUACAUGAUGACUGAGAUCAUGAGCUCCUGUAGUGGUCUCUUCAUGCUAACUGAAGCCAGUGAAGUGUGAAUGUGCCUCUUCCUGUGUGUGCUCACUGUAAUGACAGUUCAGUCUAUGGGUGUGUGUCAAUUUGGCAACAAUUAAAUGCCCACUGUCUUUGGUAAUAACGGCUGGGUGGACUGGGUGGACAACAUUAGGUCUGUAUUGGUAUUAAUUGUAAGUAUGUGAACAAUAUAGAACAGUUUAAUAACUCAACUUUCCACUUUGUGUGUAUAGUGUUCAUGCUCCAGUAGAUUACUGUCUAAUACAUGAUGACUGAGAUCGUGAGCUCCUGUAGUGGUCUCUUCAUGCUAACUGAAGCCAGUGAAGUGUGAAUGUGCCUCUUCCUGUGUGUGCUCACUGUAAUGACAGUUCAGUCUAUGGGUGUGUCAAUUUGGCAACAAUUAAAACACUAAGACAAUGAUCUUGAAAUCCUGAAAAGGGCUGGUUGAACAGUCAGUUGAGAUGAUGUGUUUUAUAGGAAGGUGUUCUUUCCCGUGUGUCCCCUCCACUUACACAACUCACUAAUUAAUAUCACCAUUCAUUGGGGCACAGAAGGAUAUUUUUACCACACACAGUGUUGUGUUAUUACCAAAGACAGUGGGCAUUGUUUAAGUCUUUCAGAGAAUUGUCAAUACAAUUCCUUGAAAGCAGAGAGAAAAAUCCUAAAAUAGCUGAAACUUAGGCUAAUAUGCAUUUCUUUGUCUUGCUCUGAGCCACACCCAGUUCCUACCCAUAAUUUGUUCUGAAUACAGCAGAGUAGUCAAUUCAUCCAGUUAGUUGCUGUGUAUUGAAAACACUUAAGUAUAACAUACAGCAUAACAGGUGCACCAUACUGUAUUAAGCUAAGACUAAGACUAUUUUGAGAAUGUGGGAACGGCAUUCCUUCAUCUAUCUGGAAAAUAUAUUUUUAUAUAUAAAAAAAUAACCCAAUCUUAAUAUAUUUAAUUUCAGUCAUUGGAAAAAACGAAGAAGAAAAACAAAAUCCAUAAAAAUAUUGUGAAUUUCAAGAAGUGAAACUGUUCUUCUGUAGAGCCAUAGUCGUGUUAGUGAUAAUAGAUAUUCUCUCUCUCUCUCUCUCUCUCUCUCUCUCUCUCUCUCUCGCUGUGUGUGUGUGGGUGGUGAACGCACAUGAAAAAUGGUAAGCUACUGUUCCACAUUGUUUUUUCAUGAAGUCACUUUAAAACUCCCACAGAUUUUCGUGGCUGUCAGACAGCAAACCAGGCGAGGGAUAAAACACAACUAUGAAUUGGAUGCUGUGGCAACAAUGCAUUGUCUCCAUAAACCUCUGCCCUAUUUAAUCUUUGGUGUUCUCUUUGGAUAUGUUAUCCCACUCUCUUCCCUUCUCCAAGUUUCUCCAGUGACCUGUGGGGGCAAGAACAUCUCUUCAUGUUGUGGACACUGUGUCACAUCCCAUGAGGGAGUCAGUGAAUUAGAUUGCUUUGGUAAACAUCUGCGCUUAAGUAGGAUCAGCUGGAAAUGUGUGUGGACACCUAUAAAACACCAAACACAAAGAUACACACUCUGUAUAGAACAGAAAACACAUAUCGAAAUGCAUGCAAACAUAUCGGAGACGUCUCAGACUAUUCGUCUGUCCAAAAAGCUUAACAUGACAGCUCAUGUAUUUGACAAGAGUGAUUUGAAGAGCUGCACAAAGACUGUUUUCAGAGGUUCACCUAAACAAUUGGUUCGAUGCGGCCCCCCAUCUAAUGUACACUUGAAUCGACAUUCAAGACAGCUGGAUAUCCAGGCCUCCUGGAGGAAGGAGGAGACCAAAUAUAUCCCUCUUUACUCUGUGAGAUACAAGGAGCUGAACAGCCCGCAAUGGAAAGAGCCACCAGUGCAAUCCAAGGAUAGAAAUAGGUGCACUGUGGGUAAUCUUAACUCCUCACUGUCCUAUGAGGUGCAGAUAGAGUGUGUGGCCAACAACAAAUGUACCCAGUGCCCCUGGAGCGAGGUUUUCACAGUCCCACCCGAACUUACUGAUACGCCUCUCAUUGAGAUGGUAAAAGAUAGUCGUCCACAAACCAAAGGGAGGAGAUUAGUGAUCAUAAAAUGGAAGUUUGCAGCCAGUGAGUUAGCGGAGGGCUACAGUGUUUCCGUGGGGAAAGCCUCAGGAGAGGACCCUAUUGAGACCUUCAACACCAGCAGGCACCUACUCAUAGUGACCCUGUCUCACUCAGCCUACCACCUCAAAAUCACAGCUCUCAACGGGGCUGGGACCUCACCUGCAGCACAGAGCACUAUAUGGCCACUGGACGACAAAGACUUAUAUGGGAAGCUGAAUCUGACAUUCAAUGGCAACACGUCCUUUACUGUCUCCUGGGUGGAUGACCUGAUCAAAACAUACUCCUGCUUCUCAGUGGAGUGGUGGACGAGAGGAAUCAAAGCUGCUCACAAGUCCUUCUAUGAGGAUGAGAACAAUUAUGAAGUCAUACCAUUGCACGAGCCAUUAGAGCUGUAUAAGAGGUAUACCUUCACUCUGCACAUGAGGCCAGACAAAGAGACCUGCAACCUGAAGUUCAUCAACAACAGCGAGAGCACCUAUGGGAGCAUCCAGUCCUACUUCACUGAAGGAUCCCCAAUUAGUGCCCCAGGGAACAUCAGCAGCAGUAAUGUUACCCAGAGCUCCAUGGUGCUGGAGUGGACAUCAGUCCCUGAGAAGGACACCAGAGGUUUCCUUCUGGGCUACAUCCUCCACUACACAAAGAGCCCGGAUGACAGGAUAGACGUUGAAAAAAACGUCACUGUGGAUGCUGGUUCAACCAGCUACGAGUUGGUGGACCUACAAAGCAAUACUGUGUACCAAGUCCAGCUGUCUGCCUUCACUGCUGCAGGAAUGGGAGUGAGAAGCUCAGCUGUAUACUUCGAAACCAAGUCAACAGUAUCCCUGUCUAUUGGUGGUAUGAUAGCAGGGGUCGUUAUUGGAGCAACUUUACUCUUACUUGUGGUUAAUCUCGGUUCUUUGUUGUUAAAAAGAGCAAAGAGACUACUUUGGCCAAGUAUCCCUAAUCCUGGUAACAGCAAUGCCAUCCAGAAAAUAGAUGGGGUCUGCGAGCUGGAACUCCUGGAGCCCAUCAACAGACAGAAGUUAGAAGAAGAGGAGAGGGACGCCAACAGUCUGCACAUUGUUGACAGUAGAGAAGAAACGUCUCCCGUUAGCAACCUCCAUAGCAACACCGACUCAUGUCUACACCUCAACACAGAACACGAGGAGAAUCAAGGGCCUUCAAAGACAACCGCAGACUCUACAGAGACCACUAAAGUAGACCCUCAAAUCAACGUGGGCUUGUGCCGAAGAAACACAGCCACAGACAGUAGCGCUCAAGAUCCCACUUCUGACACCAUUAAACCUACCAUAGACACAAGACAGACAGACCCUGUCCCCAUUAGUGCGGUGGCCCACCAGUGCCCGCAGUUGUCCUUUAUGAGUGAUUACACGACCAUGGAACUCUUCCAACAGGCUAUGACACAAUGUGUUCCAGCCACUAUAACAUUGGAACCCCAUGGCCAGUCAGAGUACACAGACUCACCCCUGACCAGACCAGAGUCAGAUUACAUACACCAGUCCCUCUAUGAUACUGUCCUUCACCUGUCCCAAGGCAGCACAAGUCCAACUGAGGUGUAUUACACGGUUCUUUGAGAAUGUUUACUGUAGAUUCUAGAAUCUGCCUUUCUCACAGAUGCUGUGGAACAAUUCUCAGGCCUUUCAUCUAUGUAAAAAAGCUAGCUGCUGCCAUCAGUGUCACCCUGUUGACUAGCCUACUUAUAGUUCUGGACAUUAUUGGAUCGUCAUAACUCUGGAAUGAGAAACCUUUCAAUGACAUACAGGAACUUAAAAAAGCUGUUAUCCUAUCAAUACGUGUAUUGAGGGAUUGUUUGAGGAGCAGAAAUUUCCCAAUCCUUUUUUUGUGGUUUUUAAUAAAAUCAUGAAUCAGA